Molecule: messenger RNA, 2909 nt
Organism: Corythoichthys intestinalis (scribbled pipefish)
Lineage: Eukaryota; Metazoa; Chordata; Actinopteri; Syngnathiformes; Syngnathidae
Product: polyadenylate-binding protein 1A
Exons: 15
Coding region: 641-2548 (635 amino acids)
Cellular component (GO): cytosol; ribonucleoprotein complex; nucleus
Molecular function (GO): mRNA 3'-UTR binding; poly(U) RNA binding; poly(A) binding
Source: RefSeq, a predicted model, not a curated record
ACACAUCGUUGGACUAGUAUUGGGAAACAACCUCGACCGACCUUCCUUUCAUUCCCGUAAUCCGUCUGCGUCGGGUGUGCUCCGUAGCUAGCCACGGCACACAUUUUAUUAUGAAACAAACCAAAAGCUAGAGCGCACACGCGGACAUAUUUUUAUAAGAAAAAAAAAUCGGUGAAGCAGGAUUUCAUUUGCCAACUAAAGCAACGCGAAGAGGGAGAAGAAGAACCAUAGACGUAGUGAGACGGACGCUAAAGCUAUAGAACCGCCAUUACUGAAAGCGUGGGUGGCAAUUCAAACGCUUUUUCGAGCAACGCUUUCAGCUCUACUUGUUCAUUGUAACAAAUUGCUUCGAAAGGUUACGAACCAUUCGGUUGUACGCGUUAACGACGCCGAAGGAAAUUAGUUCCACGAGUCUUUACCGGCUAGGCCGCGCUCCGAUAGUCAGCUCCGCUAACCAGGCCGGCUAGCCCACGUUGCGCCGUAGGGAGGAAACGUUAAAGGAACAGCAAGUCGGGGCGCUCGGUCGUUUACGACAGGACAAAGAAGAUAACAGCUUCACUUUGAAGACUGGCGUUUUUCGACUUACUUUAGAGCGUCUGUAACCAUUAAGUGUGCUUGUGUCUGAGUACGCGUCGUCAUCAUGAACCCCAGCGCGCCUAGCUAUCCCAUGGCCUCCCUCUAUGUGGGGGAUCUGCAUCCGGACGUGACCGAGGCCAUGCUCUACGAGAAAUUCAGCCCGGCUGGGCCUAUCUUGUCGAUCAGGGUCUGCAGAGACAUGAUCACCCGUCGUUCACUGGGUUACGCCUAUGUGAACUUCCAGCAGCCCGCUGAUGCUGAGCGAGCCCUGGACACCAUGAAUUUUGACGUGAUCAAAGGCAGGCCACUUCGCAUCAUGUGGUCUCAGCGGGACCCUUCAUUGAGGAAGAGCGGAGUGGGCAACAUUUUCAUCAAGAACCUAGACAAGUCCAUUGAUAAUAAGGCCCUCUAUGAUACGUUUUCAGCAUUCGGAAAUAUCCUGUCCUGCAAGGUGGUUUGUGAUGAAAAUGGCUCAAAGGGUUACGGCUUUGUGCACUUUGAGACCCACGAGGCUGCCGAGCGGGCCAUUGAGAAAAUGAAUGGCAUGUUGCUCAAUGACAGAAAAGUAUUUGUUGGACGAUUCAAGUCGCGUAAAGAGAGGGAAGCUGAACUUGGUGCCCGUGCAAGAGAAUUCACCAAUGUUUAUAUUAAGAACUUUGGAGAGGAUAUGGAUGAUGAAAAGCUCAAAGAAUUAUUUGGAAAAUACGGACCAGCACUCAGUAUCCGUGUUAUGACUGAUGAGAGUGGUAAAUCAAAAGGAUUUGGCUUUGUCAGCUUUGAGCGACAUGAAGAUGCACAGAAGGCUGUGGAUGAUAUGAAUGGUAAAGAACUGAAUGGCAGACAAGUUUAUGUGGGCCGUGCACAGAAAAAGGGAGAACGCCAAAAUGAGCUAAAGCGCAAAUUUGAGCAAAUGAAACAAGAUCGCAUGACCAGAUACCAGGGUGUCAACUUGUAUGUGAAGAACUUGGACGAUGGUCUUGAUGAUGAGCGGCUACGCAAGGAAUUCUCUCCAUUUGGAACAAUAACAAGUGCUAAGGUUAUGAUGGAGGGUGGCCGCAGCAAAGGGUUCGGUUUCGUGUGCUUUUCUUCUCCAGAAGAGGCCACCAAAGCCGUCACAGAAAUGAACGGGCGAAUCGUUGCAACUAAACCGUUAUAUGUGGCCCUGGCUCAACGCAAAGAAGAGCGUCAGGCCCAUCUAACCAACCAGUACAUGCAGAGGAUGGCCACUGUCCGGGCUGUACCCAACCCUGUUCUCAACCCUUACCAAGCAGCUCCACCUUCUGGCUACUUUAUGGCAGCUAUACCUCAGGCCCAAAACCGUGCUGCAUAUUACUCUGCCAACCAACUGGCUCAGCUGCGGCCCAGCCCUCGAUGGGCCACACAGGCAGUUCGCCCGCAGCACUUUCAGAACAUGCCCAGCGCCAUGCGGCCUUCAGCUCCCAGGCCUCAGACAUUUGGCGCCAUCCGUCCCACCGCCACCACCAACACCCAGGUCCCACGCAUGAUGGCCUCUCAACGCAUGCCCACCCAGGCCCUCAGCCAACGCCCUGCCAGCGCUUCGGCCACCGCUGCUCCUGUGCGAGCGAUGCCCCACUACAAAUACGCCGCCGGUGUCCGCAACCCUCAGCAGCACAUGGCCUCCCAGCCACAAGUCACCAUGCAGCAGCCUGCUGUCCACGUCCAAGGACAGGAGCCUCUGACUGCCUCCAUGCUGGCUGCCGCUCCUCCCCAGGAACAGAAGCAGAUGCUGGGUGAGCGACUGUUCCCCUUGAUUCAAAACAUGCACCCCAGCCUGGCAGGCAAGAUCACUGGCAUGCUGCUGGAGAUCGACAAUUCUGAGCUCCUACACAUGCUUGAAUCACCUGAAUCCCUCCGCUCAAAGGUGGAUGAGGCUGUUGCUGUGCUCCAGGCCCACCAGGCCAAAGAGGCUGCUCAGAAAUCCACCACUCCUGCUGGUGUUCCCAGUGUAUAAGAUUGAGCCGUUUGAAACCUGCUUCACCGAUGGAAAAAGAGAAAAAAAAUUAAACAUUGAAAAACCUAAAACACUGAAAACAUUGCAAAAUGAUAAAUUUUUUCUUAAAAAAAAAAAAAAGAAAACCAUUUACUCUGCCAGGUCUAGGGAUGGUUUGACUAGACCUUGUUCAUAUACUAAAAAAAGUUGAAGAAAAAAAAAUAGCAAAAUGGUAAAAAGUUAAAUUUGAAUGCAUUCCUCUGUUUUAUGUCAUUUUAUUGUCAAUGCUCAGAAUAUCAGCCAUGGUAAGGGGUGGAGAUACUGGAGCAUUCUUGAAAGUUUAUAGUUACUGCCGAAUAAAUUCUCAUUCAAAUUGUGUGAA